This is a messenger RNA of Cyclocybe aegerita, 1341 nucleotides long. The record is from the annotation of a GenBank genome assembly. NCBI's taxonomy places the organism in Eukaryota, Fungi, Basidiomycota, Agaricomycetes, Agaricales, Hemipholiotaceae.
AUGAUUUGUCGUAGCCAACAUGACAUACUACAUGUGAUCGUUUUGUCGAGAUUCUCUGUUAAGUGCUCAAUACAGCACUUCGUUUGUCUUCAACCACCACUUCAACACCUCAAGGCCUCAAAUUCGCUCUUGGUCUGUCGCACACUCAACGCACAAGCUCUUAUGCUUCAAGAUAAAGAGGUCAAUGUCACGGCCGCAGAUGAUGCUUACUCUAAGCUGCCUGAAACAUACGAGAUGUGGCAGAACUUGGUCAAUACUCUAUUCCCAACUACCGCUGACUCGAUUCGAGAGAAACACGCGAAUGCUCGACCGGAGAAGUUCUGGUGGUAUCCGUGGAUGACCUUGCGCCCGUUCUUCAAGUCCAAAGGGUACACCCUCUUUGACUACGACAUAUCAAAGAAAAAUCGGCUGCCCAAAUUUGAAGGGUCACCCGCUCUGGACUCUUUUGGACUCUUCGGGAAUCGUGACCCAAAAGUGAUGGAGCGGACCUGGGGCAACUCGUCUACUACAGCUUGGCCUGCCCGAGAUGAACAAAACAGGGAUGUUAUGAUUAAAGUUGUCGCCAAAACCUUCCAGGAAUGUCCUGAGGGGUCGACUGAGCUUCGCAUAUUGAAAUUCUUGAGCUCUUCCGCUAUGAGAGCCGAUCCCAGGAACUCGACCAUCAAAAUCCUGGAAUUUCACGAUUAUCAUGGAUGGCAGUUCGUGGUCAUGCCAUAUCUUGAUUGCUGCGCCGAUUAUCCCUUCUUGUCGUUGAAGGAAUGCCUCGACUUUGCUUGUCAACUAUUGGAUACACUAGCCUUUCUGCACGAGAACAAAAUCGCUCAUCUCGACAUCUCUCACGAAAACAUCUUAAUGAAUCACCAUGGUGCUCUUCCCAGGAGGGAAUGCAUCACCGAAGAAGCUAUCCUAAUAUUUGACCCAGUGCCAGAAUUUCGAUCCACCUUCCCGGUCAAGUAUUUUAUGAUCGACUUUGGAAAUUCGGUCUUCUUUUCACCAGGACUUAUACCUUCCGAAUGCCUUGUUCCCCCAAAGGAUUGGGGGCGACCGCAUCGCGCUCCGGAAACGAGUGGACAUGCGGUGUUCAACCCUUUUGCGGCUGAUGUGUACCAAACUGCGCAGUUCUUCUAUAUAUUUUUUGGGAAGGCGAUCUCCCCCGCCAUCCCCGGUCUUCUGGAAUUGUUGCAAGACAUGGCGAGUGACCAGCCAUCUGAACGCAUCUCGAUGGGAACUGCAGCCUCUCGAAUGAGGAAGUUGUACGAGACCUUAUUGCGAGAGAACUCGCAGGUCGACAAGGUUGUUGUCGAACUUGCGGAUUUUGAGAAAAUCCCAAGGCGCUUGUAG